Chenopodium quinoa (quinoa) is the source of this 1059-nucleotide messenger RNA. RefSeq names its product L-ascorbate peroxidase 3-like. Lineage: Eukaryota; Viridiplantae; Streptophyta; Magnoliopsida; Caryophyllales; Amaranthaceae. Gene Ontology annotation, biological process: cellular response to oxidative stress; response to reactive oxygen species; hydrogen peroxide catabolic process. The transcript has 9 exons. The coding region runs from base 85 to 852 and encodes 255 amino acids. Gene Ontology annotation, molecular function: peroxidase activity; heme binding. The record is from RefSeq and is a predicted model, not a curated record.
AUAUUUGUAUAUCUUAGCUUAUAUCAAUCCUAUUAUAUAUUUUUCCACUUAAAAGAAAUUUGAAGUACUUAUUAUCAAGGUACCAUGGCAGCUACCACAAAGAGCGUUGUUGAUGUAGAUUAUCUGAAACAAAUUGAGGGUGCUCGUAAAGAUCUUCAUGAUCUUCUUCAGAAGAACAAGAAGUUCUCUCCCAUUCUGCUUCGCUUAGCAUUUCAUGAUGCAGGUACUUAUGACGCUAAAACGAAGACAGGGGGUCCAAAUGGUUCAAUUAGACGUGAGUUGAGCAACCCUUCCAACAAUGGUCUCAAAGUUGCUAUUGAUUUUUGCGAACAAGUGAAAUCUAAAUACCCCAAGGUUACUUAUGCUGACUUUUACCAGCUUGCUGGUGUCCUCGCGAUUGAAGUAACCGGAGGACCUAAAAUCCCCUUUACUCCAGGUCGUCCUGAUUCUAGGGAUCAACAAGAUGGUGGUGCUCUUCCAAAUCCUAAUGGAGAUGCCAAACAUCUAAGAGAUGUAUUUAAUCGAAUGGGUUUUAAGGAUAGGGAUAUCGUGGUCUUAUCGGGGGCUCACACAUUGGGCCGAGCAAACAGAGAUAGAUCUGGCUUUGAUGGUCCUUUCACGGAGGAACCUUUCAAAUUCGACAAUUCCUAUUUUGUAAACUUGAGGAAGGCUGACAAACCUGGAUUGGUGAAGUUUCCCACGGACAAAGUUCUCGUCGAGGACCCUGCUUUUAAUAAAUAUGUUCAGCUAUAUGCCAAGGAUGAAAAAGCUUUCUUUGCGCACUAUGCUGAAUCACACAAGAAGAUGUCGGAGCUCGGGUUUCACCCACCCAGCCCUGGUGCCAAAGCUUGAAGUCAUUGCAUAUUCAUGCAUGAUAACCUAAUAAGCUAGACUGAUAUCAGUGAUAUGUAUUAUGGGUCAAUGUUCCUAUAUGUAGUGCUAUGGUUUGUAUGUAUCCUUAAUUAAUUGUGAUGAUGUUGUAUUUGAGAUUAAGCUUGAAUAAUUCUCUUAAGUUGUACUAGUAUUAUGUACUGCUACUAUCUUAAUCGUUGGUUGGUA